This is a messenger RNA of Mastomys coucha (southern multimammate mouse), 2839 nucleotides long. It is a transcript of the gene Mab21l3, whose product is annotated as mab-21 like 3. Lineage: Eukaryota; Metazoa; Chordata; Mammalia; Rodentia; Muridae. The record is from RefSeq and is a predicted model, not a curated record. The transcript is spliced from 7 exons. The coding region runs from base 253 to 1542 and encodes 429 amino acids.
UGCCUGGUCUACUGUCUGUCUCUCAGAUCAAAGACGGUGAUACUCACGAGCUUCCGAAGAUAAGGCUGCUGGGAUAUCUCCCCACCCCAGUCAGACUGGGAACUUACUGUCUGUUUUCUAGGAUGGAUUUUACUGGUAAAACUAGAUGUGUCCUAGACGCUUAAGGGGCCUGUUUAUACUGAGUAUAUUUUGAAUGCCAGCGUUCAAGUGGGACAAGGAAAUCACAUUCUAAGGUCAGCAGUUCCCUGAAAGAUGGCAGAUGAAUACUCCCAUGUUGGAAAAGAAAACUGCAGUGAGCAGGCGAGAAGAAGCCAGGUCUCUGGUCCACGUUCACAGUUCCAGAGAAGUUUCAUCCAGAGAGUAACAUUGCUGGGAAAGCUGCCCACCAGAUUUGUUCUCCAUCGCGAAAAGAAGCAGAAGGUUGCUGCUAUACUGGGGGUUGACCAAGAAGCCAUGAAGUCUCUUCCAGAGGGAGACUUAGACCAUUGCCUGCUGAGUAAGGUGGACCUGAGGCGACAGCAGAUUUCUCAGACUGUGGAGGAGGUGCAGAAAAUCAUCCACCUUCUGACUACAGAAAUCAGCCACCAGGACAGUCGCUUCGAAGCCGUGCCUGUCUCUGACACACACAACGAGAACAUUAAGGUUUUGGCCCCCAGCCUCUUCCAUGUCACCGUUCCACUGAAAGGCCUUGCAGGGUACAAGGGGGUCCGGACGCAGCGCUGGCGGUACUACAACUUGCAGGGCACCAAGCUCACCUGCCCUUUGCGGGACCCCGAAGGCCUGCAACAGUGGCUGGAGACUGAGACAUUCAUGAAGACCCUGUGGCAGUGGCACAAGGCAGAUGUGAACAUUGAGGGGGACAUUGUGCCAGCCAAAGUCCUGCAGGUGUUCCGGACGCUGGUGGAAAAUGCCGUGAGAACCUGUCACCUCUCAGGCAAAGUCACUGUGCUAGAAAAACGAACUACGGUUUGGGUGGCUGUGGAAACGUCCACAGGCCAGGUGGAGCUGGAGCUGGCCCCCACCGUGGAGAUCCCCACCACCUGGCCUGAGAAAGCCCAGUGGCCUCGGUGUCUGAAGCGGUGGCCUUCCCCGGAGAGAGUGGAGUGCAUCAAGUCAUUUGGGUUUAGCUUGGUGGCCCAGUCCAGCUAUCACUGGCAGCUGAGUUUCUCCCAGGCGGAGCAGGUGCUGUUUGAGCAGCUGGAUGAGGAUGGAGGCUGCCGCAGGCAGUGCUUUCAGGUCCUGAGGCAGCUGAAGGAGGAUGUGUGGUGUCCAGGGAGGAGGCCAGUCAUCACCACCCACCACCUGCAGACCAUGCUCUUCUGGACUUGUGAGAAAUACCCCCACCUCAAGGAUUGGCAGGUCUUCCACCAAGCCCUCCUGCGCCUAGUCCGGAAGCUGCACAGAUGCGUGAGCCAGCACUUCCUGAAACACUAUUUUGUUCCAAAGAGCAACCUCCUUCAGUCAGCUAACCCAAGUGAGCUGGAUGCAGUGGCCCAGAAAGUGGCCCUUUUCCUAAAGAAUCCAUGGGUCGAGCUGCCCUGAGAUGGCCCACGGAAUCCUUGCUUCAUUCCUUCCUGCUUGACUUCAUUCUCAGGGUGGUUCCUCUGUUGGCUGCCAGGAUCCUGGGCUAGAGAGAGGCGGUCAAUGACAGAGAGAAUGAAUCAGGCCAUCAGCUAGCUCAUCAGAGACAAAACUGCUCCUGCCCCAGGACACACAAGCAUUUCAUCUUCCCUACCUCUCCUGGGGACGGUUCUCAUCCAGCUUCUCCAGUGACUGAUUUCCCUUACUCAGGAGAUGGGCUCAGGGCAGGCCAGGCAUUAACCUGCUGCUGGCAAAUUCUCCUGCUGGCUGGACCAGAACCCAUACCAUGACAGACAGCCCAUUGGUGGCUGUUGUCCUUUAUAACUCUCUAUGCUCCAGCUCCAAGCAGAGGCCAGUGGUCCAGGCUCCUGAGCCGUUCUCCUGUUCUUCUAUCAAGUGUGGGGAGUCAUUGUGAGGCUCAGGGAAAAUCCCAGAGGAGGACCCAGCUGGAACUCUACCUGUUGCCUGACUCCUCACAACCCUCUCUGCCAUGGUCAAGCGUAGAACUUGCUUCCAUUUCAGGAAUGAGCUCUGUGCUGUGGCCUUGCAUGGAUCCACCUCCAUGUCCUUCAUGUCUGGAUGUUAGCUCAACCCAUUCACUCACUCACUCACUCGCUGACACACAAACACUCACUAGGCACUGAGAAUACAGGAACAAACAAGACAGACUCACUGGAGAAGACAGGAAGAGAACAGCAGAUCGGUAAACUCUUGUCACCACACACAGAAGGCAUGAGUGAGAGAAUGUGGACAGCUAAGAGAGGCCAGAAUGGUGACCACAGGCUGGGAGGGAUAGGUGGGCAUCCCUAGCUGUGCGAAGCUGGGGUGGAAUCAGUAUAUUGUGUCCUGGGAUCAAAGGUGCAACAUUUACCUCCAACAAGAAGAAAGACUUUGUGGUCUGAAGCACAUUUCAAAGAUGGUGGCUCUGGUGGCCAUGUUAGGAGGGACACUGAGGUCCCUGCUCUUUCCCAUCCAAAGAAUACUGAGCCUCAAAACAUCACAUACUGCACAGUCUGGGGAUUAUGCUCUUAGAGCAAAUGGCAUUUUCUUAAUGCUUCUCAACUCCAGGAAAUCCUUUAUGAGUUUUGAACAUUUUUCCCAAAUUUGCUUAACAAAGUAAUAUCCUUAAAGGCAUAAGUACUGCUUUGGGGGAUUUGAAGAAACCUGCCUUUGGAGGACUGAGCCCGAGGCCUCUGACCUGCUUAGCCUACGCCCUGCCAAUGAGCUGUAUUGACCUUUUCUUUAGAGGCUGGAUCUC